Molecule: messenger RNA, 828 nt
Organism: Drosophila obscura
Lineage: Eukaryota; Metazoa; Arthropoda; Insecta; Diptera; Drosophilidae
Exons: 1
Coding region: 1-828 (275 amino acids)
Biological process (GO): intracellular sodium ion homeostasis; sodium ion export across plasma membrane; intracellular potassium ion homeostasis
Cellular component (GO): sodium:potassium-exchanging ATPase complex
Molecular function (GO): ATPase activator activity
Source: RefSeq, a predicted model, not a curated record
AUGUGUCGCUUCACCAAAAUGUUGUUGUAUUUCCUCGCGUUCUGCGUGUGUCUCAGCAUUUUUGUUUUCAUUUACUGGAUAAUUCUGGAGCAGUUUCGAAUGGAUGCCGAGCAGCCCUCCAUUCUGAAGCCACCCAGCCUUACCGUAGCCCCUCUGGGUCGCAAUGUGGGCCUGAAGAAGCUCAUCAUGUGGGGUGAGAUUGGGGAGCAGUCAUCGAACAGGCUCCAAAACCAGAUUAGGCGUCUCGUGGGCAAGUACGGCUAUCGGGCCGAGCACCGGCUGAGGGAAUGCAGUUUGGAUCACGCCUACGGAUAUCUCUCGAACAAUCCCUGCGUCCUACUGAAGCUCAACCAGGCCCUCAACUUUGAGGCCAGCACCUACCACGAACGUCGCUCCCUGCCCGAUGCGGUGCCCACGGCUUUGCGCUACUAUCUGAUGGAGAUGGCGCCCGAGCGGCGUGCGAAUAAAAUUUGGGCAUCCUGCGAUUUCGUGUACAAGACUGCGGUGACGACAAUGUCCUUUGUGCCCGAAAUGUUCUACGAUGCCGAUGGCCUGUUCACCAAGGAGAACUUUUACGUUGACCCAAAUACUCCGGAAAACGAAACGGAGCGCGUGAUCCACGAGGAGCCCGGCUAUCGUCGCAUCAUUGGGGUGAAGUUUCACAAUCUGCCACCGAAUAAGGAUGUGCACGUCACCUGCUCGGUGUGGGCCAGGAAUAUCCCGUUGGACUAUGCCACCGUGAGGUUUGUGGUGCACCGUGUGGAUCCGAAGGCCCACAUUGACCCGCUGGACAUUCUGUACGAUGAAAUCGACCUCUACGAUGAAUGA